Molecule: messenger RNA, 627 nt
Organism: Seminavis robusta
Lineage: Eukaryota; Bacillariophyta; Bacillariophyceae; Naviculales; Naviculaceae
Source: the annotation of a GenBank genome assembly
AUGAGGAUCAACACUAGUCAAGUCUUUUCAAAGUGGCUACUAGAUAAGAGUUUCUAUCCCUACAAUGAGUUAAGGGCCACCAGGUACAGCUUUGAGUGCAGGUAUGUUUUGCUGGAAGCAGGAGAGGUCCAGCAUCCCAGUUUCAGGUCAUUGAAAUGUGUGGCAGUGAGUAGCUUUGACCCUCCCAGCCUGGAACAACUCAUCAUGAGUGGAAAUGCCAAGCCCAUGACUCCUGAUAUGAGUUGCAUCCUUGACAGCUUGGAAUCUUGGGGAUACUUCCAUAACAUUGAGUGGUACAGUAUUGUUCUUGACAUGGUAGCCACCAUGUUUGAAGAGGACAAACCUACAAGCAAGGAGAAGAUGUAUAAGCAAUGCAUUUACUGGAGAGUUAGAGAGAAGGCUCAUGAGACUUAUGAGUAUGAAUCCCUUCGCCAUGAUGCAGUGUUGACUUACUGGUCUGACUGGUUUGACAGGACCUACCCAAUUGUCAAAGUCUCCUUCAGGGUAAUGACACUGAUGAGUGAGGAUUUUGUUAGUGACAUCAUUACUUAUGUUCAGACAAGAGGAAUUGUUCCUUACCCUUCCAACAUGGAUGGACCUGACUCCAUCACUAGUUCUGAAGAUUGA